GAACCGUCGAAGGAUACCAUACUAUCCGGCCUAGCUUGCCCUCAAACCUUUGACCAGCUCUGAUCACGGCCGUCACCAAAGGCCAUACAAUCUUCUGGAAAUAGACUUCUAUCCUGGCCUUACCUCUCCGACCUCUUCGUCGACGACUUCAUCAUGGGUCGCAGGAAGAUUGAAAUAAAGGCCAUCAAGGAUGACAGAAAUCGUUCUGUCACCUUUCUCAAGCGCAAGGGCGGUCUUUUCAAGAAGGCCCAUGAGCUCUCCGUCCUCUGCUCUGUCGAUGUCGCCGUCUUCAUCUUCGGCCAGAAUAAGAAGCUGUACGAAUACUCGUCGGGCGACAUGCGCGACCUCAUCACCAGAUAUACCUACCACGGUGGACCAAAUGAGCACAAAGGACCUUCCGACUUCAAUGGUGGCAUCGAUGACGAAGAGGAGGAAGACGAGAACGGCACACCUCCCAAUGGCAUGCCCCAGCACUUCCACGGCCAGCCCGGCUUUCCUCAGCUGAGGCAUCACACGCCCUCUGCAUCGCCGCCAGUACCGAAUGGCAUGGUCUUCCAUGGCGUCCAGCGCGCUCAUACUCCGCAGCCGCAUCCCGGCUCGCGCCCUGGUUCUCGCAACGACAUGCGCCGGAUGGGUUCUCAGCUGGUAGCACCUCAAGUCGGCCCGUACGGCCCUGCACACGGUCCCCAGGUGAACGGGUACGCAUACGUCCCACAGCCGGCCAUCUACAACCCACAGAACGCGCCCAACAUGCCUCCCGGUCAUCAGUAUCCGCCCCACGCCCCUCCGCCUCCUCACAUGCAGAUGCACAU
This is a messenger RNA of Cryphonectria parasitica EP155, 812 nucleotides long. RefSeq lists its product as uncharacterized. The transcript has 3 exons. Gene Ontology annotation, molecular function: protein dimerization activity; DNA-binding transcription factor activity, RNA polymerase II-specific; RNA polymerase II cis-regulatory region sequence-specific DNA binding. The record is from RefSeq and is a predicted model, not a curated record. The annotation marks the transcript as partial. NCBI's taxonomy places the organism in Eukaryota, Fungi, Ascomycota, Sordariomycetes, Diaporthales, Cryphonectriaceae. Gene Ontology annotation, biological process: positive regulation of transcription by RNA polymerase II.